AUGGAUGGAAGACCACCUACACGCCUCAAAGCGGCGGGGAGGCUCACCUCGGAUCUCCUGCAAGGUUCCCUUAUCCAAGAAAUGGCACGUCAUAAAAAGAAGCAGUCCGUGUCAGGUGAGCUCCACAGAGCAACCCUCGCGGAUAAAUUGGAUGGAGCAACAGGCGCAAGACAGUGCAGUUCCCGUUCUUCCUCCGGUGCCACUGGUGUAUCCACCAUUCCUUGUCUCUUUGUGUGUCCUUCUUGCAAUAAAGAAUGUAAAACGAAGUCCGCUCUUCUAAGUCACUUACGUUUUAAACAUCCACCUAAUGUCUCACCUUCUGUUCCUGAACAUCAGUCACCAUCUCAAAUCCUGCAGGAAGUGUUCUCAUAUCCAUGUACAGAAUGUGAAAGAUCUUUUCCUACAAAGAUAGGACACAGUUUACACCUUAAAGCAAGACAUCCAAACAAGUACUAUUCAGAACAGGUAACAACUCAGAAGAAAAGUCGUUGGGAUGAAGAAGAAGACCUUCUCUUAGCGAAUGCUGAAUUACAGGCACUAAAGACAAACAUCAAAAAUAUAAAUCAACAUAUACUUGCCACCAACAUCUUACCUGGGAGAACACUUGAAUCGAUUAAGGGCAGGAGAAAGCAAACCAAAUACCUUGAUCUCCUAUCUACCCUUCAACAAGAAAUCUUCAUCGGCAAUAACACAGAACAUAAACAAGAAGAAGAAACAAUUCAAGAACCAGAACAUGAAACCCUUAACUGGAAGAUAAACAUUCUUAAACAUCUUAAACAAAUACCAUCAGGGGAAGGAGCAAAAGAAACUGAACUUGAUCAGAUUAUAGAUGUACUUAACAUCUCUACACUUGACAAUAACACCAUCAUGGACUUGCUAGACAAACAAGCUGAAGCAAAACCACCACCAAAACAAUUCAUUGCAAAGAAAUCUACAAUGUUGGACGGUAGAGGACUUCGAUUCUCUAAAGAAGUUCCAUAUAACCACAGUUGGAAGACCGACGGGAACAAACUGCAGAGUGGUACCUCCUUCAUUAACAGUGUAAAAGUUCAUGGAAAUUUACUACCAACACAGGCAAGAGCAUCCCGCGGGCGCAACGAAACACCAAUGUGCGAUGCGGGUUGUAACAGUAGAGCAUCGUUAAGCCAUAUAGCUCAAGCCUGUUGCAGAACACAUAAUAGUCGAAUAAAACGCCACGAUGCCUUAGUCAAUUUCAUAGAACAACAAUUCCAUCGACUAGGCUAUACAACAAUUAAAGAACCAAAAAUAAUAACAUCCGCCGGUCUUAGAAAACCUGACCUAAUUGUCAACAGCGGACUACAAACACAUGUCCUGGACGCCCAGAUUAUUAACGACUAUGACGACCCGGAAACAUUACAUCAAAAGAAAAAGCAAUAUUACGAUAAUGAAGACAUCACAAACUGGGUCAAGAUUAAAACCAACAAUCCCUCAGUUUCAUUUUCUACCAUCACGUUUAACUGGAGAGGAUGCAUGUCCAAUUCAUCAUACAACGACUUAAGAGCGCUUGGCUUGACCAAAAGAGAUCUUGUAAUUGCAACUGUAAGAAUACUUGAGAUGACCCACGCCUGUUGGCGAAUCUACACACAGAGCACCUUGAAAAAACGGGGACGCACUCAAUGA
Molecule: messenger RNA, 1641 nt
Organism: Darwinula stevensoni
Lineage: Eukaryota; Metazoa; Arthropoda; Ostracoda; Podocopida; Darwinulidae
Source: the annotation of a GenBank genome assembly